Molecule: messenger RNA, 5074 nt
Organism: Cuscuta campestris
Lineage: Eukaryota; Viridiplantae; Streptophyta; Magnoliopsida; Solanales; Convolvulaceae
Source: the annotation of a GenBank genome assembly
UUUAAAAAUAAACAAUAUUCAUUUUACACAUUUACUUCUUCACAUAUCAAAUUGAUAUUUGAGGUUCUUCGACCACCUAAGAAUUCCAUGGCCACCUCAAAUCCCACCAUGUUUGUGGGAGGAAAUUGCCAUUUUCCUGCAGUUUGGCUUCUUUGGACUCAUAAUGCUCCACAUCCUGAAAAGCUUCCUACCAUUACAGCAUAAAGCUUCAAAGCAGAAAACAACAGUGACAGGAAAGAGCCAAAAACUUAAACUGGGACUCCCCUACAAGUGCGGCAUUGUCUGCUCCGCUCUGUCACUAGCCACUCAUCUACUGCUCUUAUCAGUUCCAGAGAUCAACGGGUUAAAAUCUCGCUGCAAGCGCGAAUUCUUUUUUCUCUCAUCUGAGGUUUUACAAGUAAUAUCAUGGGCAGUCACAUUGCUUGUGUUAUAUAGAACCAGAAAAGAUGUGAAGUUACCGUUGAUCUUAAGAGUCUGGUGGAUUUCCGUCUUCUUGCUGUCUCUGGCACGUGCAGUUGCGACACAUGACUGUGUCGAUAUUGUUGUCUUUAUAACAUCCUCUUGCUUAUUUGGUACUUCAAUUCAAGGGAGGACAAAAAAUAUUCUUGAGACUUCAAAAGGCAUCACAGAACCUCUGCUUGAUGAAAAAGGUUGUUUGGAUGGUAGAAGAGACAGUCUGUACAGUAAAGCAACUCUUCUUCAGUUAGUCACAUUCUCGUGGCUCAAUCCACUCUUUGAAGUGGGAAAAAAGAAACCGCUUGACAAUGAUGAAGUUCCCAAUGUUGAUGCAAUGGACUCGGCCAGUUUUUUAUCUGGGGCAUUUGACGAAAGCCUGAGAUAUGUAAAGGAAAGUGACGGGACGACAAGCCCAUCCAUCUAUAAGGCUAUUUAUGUCUUUUCAAGGAAAAAGGCGGCGAUCAAUGCUUUGUUUGCUGUUAUUAGUGCAUCAACAUCGUAUGUGGGGCCAUACCUCAUUGAUGACUUUGUGACCUUUCUCAGUGAGAAGAAACUCAGAGGCUUACGAAGUGGAUAUCUUCUGGCAUUGGGUUUUCUUGGAGCUAAAAUGGUUGAGACUGUGGCUCAAAGGCAGUGGAUAUUCGGGGCUCGUCAGCUUGGCCUUCGGUUAAGGGGAGCACUAAUAUCCCACAUUUACCAAAAGGGUAUAGUUCUGUCUAGCCAGUCGCGUCAAAGCCACUCAAGCGGAGAGAUCAUCAAUCUAAUGAGUGUUGAUGUUCAGAGAAUCACAGAUUUCAUAUGGUACCUUAAUACAAUCUGGAUGCUUCCCGUCCAAAUAACCUUAGCAAUAUACAUCCUGCAUAUGAAUCUUGGGACGGGCUCAUUUGUGGCAUUAGCGGCAACCAUUAUAGUGAUGACUGUAAACAUACCACUGACUAGGAUUCAGAAAUGGUACCAAACAAAAAUCAUGGAAUCUAAGGAUGAAAGGAUGAAAUCCACCUCGGAAGUUCUCAAGAACAUGAAAACCAUCAAGCUUCAGGGAUGGGACGAUUUCUAUCUUCACAAGCUUGAGAGGUUAAGAAACAUUGAGCAUAACUGGCUCUGGAAAUCACUGAGAUUAUCAGCAUUUUCAGCUUUUGUCUUUUGGGGGUCUCCAACGUUCAUUUCAGUUUCGACUUUUGUUGGAUGUGUUGUGAUGGGAAUUCCACUCACAGCUGGGAGAGUGUUAUCUGCACUUGCUACGUUCCGGAUGCUUCAAGAUCCUAUUUUUAAUUUGCCUGAUUUGCUCUCUGUGAUUGCACAGGGAAGAGUAUCUGCUGAUAGAAUUGCUUCUUACCUGCAAGAAGAAGAGAUUCAACACGAGAUGGUUGAGUUUGUCCAGAAACACGAAACUGAAUUUGGGAUUUUGAUCAAUGAUGGAACUUUUAACUGGAAUACAGUAGAAUCAAGAAUCCCAGCACUUGACGGAAUAGAUUUAGCAGUGAAAAGGGGGAUGAAGGUGGCAGUUUGUGGGACCGUUGGAUCAGGAAAAUCGAGUCUGCUUUCCUGCAUCCUUGGAGAAAUGGUGAAGUUCUCAGGGGCAGUCAAGAUUAGUGGUACAAUGGCCUAUGUUCCUCAGUCUCCUUGGAUACUAACAGGAAAUAUCAGGGAAAAUAUUCUUUUCGGAAAAUCCUAUGAAAGUGACAAGUAUGAGCAAACUGUUGAGGCAUGUGCCCUCAAAAAAGACUUUGAACUAUUUUCUGCCGGUGAUCUAACGGAAAUUGGAGAAAGGGGGAUAAAUAUGAGUGGGGGGCAGAAGCAGCGGAUACAAAUUGCCCGUGCUGUUUACCAGGAUGCUGACAUAUAUCUGCUUGAUGACCCUUUCAGCGCUGUGGAUGCCCAUACAGGCUCACAUCUCUUCAAGGAAUGUUUGAUGGGUUUCCUCAAGAACAAGACCAUACUUUAUGUCACCCACCAAGUUGAAUUUCUUCCCGCCGCUGAUCUCAUUCUGGUAAUGGAAAAUGGCAGAAUAGCACAAGCCGGCACCUUUGAAGACCUUCUAAAUCAUAACAUUGGAUUUGAAGUUCUAGUUGGAGCUCACAACCAAGCUCUAGAGUCAAUCUUGACGGUAGAGAACUCAAGCAGACCAUCAGAAAAUUUGGUCACAAACUGUGAUUUUGACACUGAUAGUAACAUAGAUUCAGAAUUCCCAUACAUUAAGCAAGAUUCAGAACAUAACCUCAGUGUUGAGAUAACAGAGAAUGAUGGAAAACUUGUGCAUGAUGAAGAAAGAGAAAAAGGAAGCAUUGGGAAAGAAGUUUAUUUGUCUUACUUGACUCUUGUAAAAGGUGGCGCUUUUGUUCCCAUAAUCAUUCUAGCUCAAUUGUCUUUCCAAGUUCUGCAGGUGGCUAGCAACUAUUGGAUGGCGUGGGCUUGUCCUAGGGGCAAUGAAGAGCCAUUAACCUCAAAGAUGAAGUCCAUAUUACUUAUAUAUAUACUUCUUUCAGUCGGAAGUGCACUUUGUGUGCUACUCCGAGCCACAUUAUUGGCUACGACAGGGCUUCAGACUGCAGAAAAACUGUUUAGAAACAUGUUGCACAGCAUUCUUCGUGCACCUAUGGCAUUCUUUGAUUCUACUCCCACUGGAAGAAUUUUGAAUCGGGCAUCUACAGACCAAAGUGUGCUUGAUUUGGAGAUGGCAGGCAAGUUAGGGUGGUGUGCUUUUUCAGUGAUUCAGCUUCUUGGCACAGUUGCAGUCAUGUCACAGGCAGCAUGGGAAGUGUUUGUCAUCUUCAUCCCUGUAACGGCAAUCUGUGUCUGGUAUCAGCAAUACUACAUACCAACUGCAAGAGAAUUGGCUCGUUUAGCAGGAAUAGAAAGAGCUCCUAUUCUUCACCACUUUGCAGAAUCACUCUCAGGAGCAGCGACAAUUCGUGCAUUCGGCCAAAAAAAACGUUUUUUUGAUGCUAACCUGUGUCUCAUCGACAACCAUUCAAGGCCAUGGUUUCACAAUGUGUCAGCUAUGGAAUGGCUUUCUUUCAGACUGAAUCAGCUUUCUAAUUUUGUCUUUGCUUUCUCUCUGGUUUUGCUCGUUACACUUCCUGAAGGAUUCAUAGACCCAAGCAUUGCAGGACUGGCAGUAACAUAUGGCAUAAACUUGAAUGUGUUGCAAGCGACGGUUAUAUGGAACAUUUGCAAUGCAGAAAAUAAAAUGAUAUCAGUAGAAAGGAUUCUACAGUACUCUAAUCUAGCCAGUGAGGCGCCUAUGAUAAUUGAAGAUUGCAGACCUCCAAACAACUGGCCAGAAACUGGAUCAAUUUUAUUCAAGAAUUUGCAGAUACGCUAUGCCGAACAUCUCCCUUCUGUGUUGAAGUACAUUACCUGCAACUUUCCAGGGAGAAAGAAAAUUGGUGUUGUUGGAAGGACUGGAAGUGGAAAAUCAACCCUGAUUCAGGCCAUUUUUAGGAUUGUUGAGCCCAGAGAGGGAAGCAUUAUCAUUGAUGAUGUGGAUAUAUGCAAGAUAGGCCUUCAUGACUUGAGAUCAAGACUUAGCAUUAUUCCCCAAGAUCCGACUCUUUUUGAGGGAACCGUUAGAGGAAACCUGGACCCCAUAGAAAAAUAUUCCGAUACUCAAAUCUGGGAGGCUUUGGACAAAUGUCAACUAGGUGACAUCAUUCGGGAAAAGACUGAAAAGCUGGAAUCUACAGUGGUUGAAAAUGGAGAGAAUUGGAGUGUGGGACAAAGGCAACUUCUCUGUCUAGGAAGAGCCUUGUUGAAGAAGAGCAGCAUCCUAGUUCUGGAUGAAGCAACGGCAUCGGUUGAUGCUGCGACCGAUGCAUUGAUCCAGAAAGUUAUCAGUCAAGAGUUCAGAGAUCGGACAGUGGUCACUAUAGCCCACAGGAUCCACACGGUCAUCGAUAGUGACCUUGUCCUGGUCCUAAGUGAAGGUAGAGUAGCAGAGUUUGACUCACCAGCAAAGCUAUUGGAAAGGGAAGACUCUUUCUUCUCAAAGCUGAUAAAGGAGUACUCCAUAAGAUCGAAAACUUUAACAACUCAGCCAUGUUAGGAAGUCUGGUUCGAAUUUGCAUCAAAUAAAGUAGUGUACAUUGUUGUGCUGCUGUGCGACCUCGAGGUCACGAGUUCAAUUUCUCGGAGAAUGUAUAUCCUUUAAUAUCAACUCAACAAUCCAAAUAUGUUGUGUCCAUAACAUUCAAACACUAUGAACCAAAUGAUGCCCUUAUAAGUUCAGUGGCAUUGAAUCAGAAUAAAAUUGAGCCCUCAAGCACAUAUGCAGGGUGGGUGGCCAAAUUAGUAUUCCUAUUUUACAGAUUCAACUUUCUCUUUUUAGAUAUAAUUCUCCGAGAGGAUAUUAUUCUAAUGAGGCAAUGGUUUGUUUCACAUCAUCUCUUUUUCUUCAACAUCGAAUUCAACAAAGGAACAGUAACUUAAUCGGAAUGAAACUGCAUUUCGAGCAAGGGUAAAUAUACCUUCCUCUGUAAUAAUCCGGAUGUUCCUUGAUCAUUUUCCACGGCUGAAAUCACUGUCGGAAGGAAACGCCGGCGAGUUCCUUCUCUUUGCCGGUAGAGGAGAUCUCUGUACAUGGGUUGGGCUUGUAGCUUAAUUAACUUCCAACUCCUUU